AUGGCCCAGACGAACGGUACCAACGGCAAUGACUUCACCGUCAAGGCCGGACUCGCGCAGAUGCUGAAGGGUGGCGUGAUCAUGGACGUCGUCAAUGCGGAGCAGGCCCGUAUUGCCGAGGAGGCCGGUGCCGCCGCCGUCAUGGCCCUCGAGCGUGUCCCCGCCGAUAUCCGUGUCGAAGGUGGCGUCGCGCGCAUGUCCGACCCCAGCAUGAUUAAGGAGAUCAUGGAGGCCGUCACCAUCCCCGUCAUGGCCAAGGCUCGUAUCGGCCACUUCGUUGAGUGCCAGAUCCUCGAGGCCAUUGGCGUCGACUAUAUCGACGAGUCCGAAGUCCUGACCCCUGCUGAUGACGUCUACCACGUUACCAAGUCCACCUUCAAGGUGCCCUUCGUCUGCGGCUGCCGUAACCUGGGCGAAGCCCUACGCCGCAUCUCUGAGGGCGCCGCCAUGAUCCGCACCAAGGGCGAAGCCGGCACCGGCGACGUCGUCGAGGCCGUCAAGCACAUGCGUACCGUCAACGCCCAGAUCGCCAAGGCCCGCGGCAUCCUCCAGGCCAGCGCCGACCCGGAGCCCGAGCUGCGCGCCUUCGCCCGCGAACUGGAGGCCCCCUACGAGCUCGUCCGUGAGGUCGCCGAGAAGGGCCGUCUGCCUGUCGUCAACUUCGCUGCUGGCGGUGUUGCCACCCCUGCCGAUGCGGCGCUGAUGAUGCAGCUGGGCUGCGACGGCGUCUUCGUCGGCUCCGGUAUCUUCAAGUCUGGCGAUGCGAAGAAGCGCGCCAAGGCUAUUGUCCAGGCUGUUACUCACUUCAAGGACCCCAAGGUCCUUGCUGAGGUUAGCCAGGGUCUGGGCGAGGCUAUGGUUGGCAUCAAUGUGCAGAAGAUGCCCGAGGCUGACAAGAUGGCUGGCCGCGGCUGGUAA
Messenger RNA from Penicillium canariense, 918 nucleotides. Its product is annotated as pyridoxal 5'-phosphate synthase subunit PdxS. Gene Ontology annotation, biological process: pyridoxal 5'-phosphate biosynthetic process; pyridoxine biosynthetic process; amino acid metabolic process. The record is from RefSeq and is a predicted model, not a curated record. Gene Ontology annotation, molecular function: amine-lyase activity. Lineage: Eukaryota; Fungi; Ascomycota; Eurotiomycetes; Eurotiales; Aspergillaceae. The transcript is spliced from 3 exons. The coding region runs from base 1 to 918 and encodes 305 amino acids.